UCAUAUUAUAUUCCCAAGUAUAUUACGAAACAGAAAAUUUGAGGGAAAAGCACAAAGAAGAUGACCAACUUUAGCGGCUGCAGCAAUCUCGUGAUGAAGCUCAUUUUCAUCUUCAUCUUCUUCUUCAUACUUCAAACGUCAAUGGCUGAAGGAUACAAUAAUAUCAACCCAAUUUACGACUUGGCCAGCAGAGAAGAAAUGGUGAGAUUGGCUGGUUAUGGAGAGGAAAAGCUUUCAACCGUCCUUAUCACUGGCACCGUUCUCUGCGCGGCUUGUUUGCAUGGUGAACCUCAGCUUCUAGCAUGGCCAGUUUCAGGUGCUUUGGUUACCAUCAACUGUGACACGGAAGAGAAGUGGAGCAAAACAACUUCUGCACAAGUUGUAACUGAUGAAUAUGGAGAUUUCCAAAUUGAUCUUCCUUCCCAUCUCCAUGCAAUUCCCAACUUGGAGAGAAUAUGCUCAGUCAAGGUUAUGAGAAUACCAAAGAACUCGGCCUGCCUACCUGCCUUUGCAACAAAACACAUGGCACUGAAGUUAUCUUCAGCUAGGAAUGGCAUCCGCAAUUACACUGCAGGAAAGAUUACAUUUCUGCAUUUGAGAUCUAGACCUUUAUCAGCUUGCACAAACAGGGAGAGAAGUGAUGACCAGCUUGCAUUAUAGAUUCCCGUUUCUUGAGUAGAAGAUUGGGACAGAACCCUAAGGCUCAUUUGGAUGGCGCUUCAGUCACAGCAAUGAGUUGCAAGUGUUCAAUUCCAGUCUUGUCAGUUUUAAAACUCAUACGUAGAGAGAGAGAGAGAGAGAGAGAGAGAGAUGAUGCAUAAAGCCUGCUUGUAAAUAAUGACAACAACACGGACAUUGAUGUAUAAAAGAAAAUUUCCAGUCUUGCUUUA
This is a messenger RNA of Hevea brasiliensis (rubber tree), 890 nucleotides long. RefSeq lists its product as uncharacterized. Bases 61 to 660 code for a protein of 199 amino acids. The record is from RefSeq and is a predicted model, not a curated record. The transcript has 2 exons. Lineage: Eukaryota; Viridiplantae; Streptophyta; Magnoliopsida; Malpighiales; Euphorbiaceae.